AUGGCGGCGCCACAGGCUGCGGCACACGAACGAGCCUCUCCCGGAGCCGCCUCGGCCGCCGGCAGCCCCCGCGCCCCGCUCCGCCGGAACCGAGCGCUCGGCUGCGGCGGCGCCGCGCGGCACCCUGGGACAGCUGGCGCGGCGGGGGCGCAGUGCACGCUGGGAGCUGUAGUCGCCGGAAGUGCCUUUUGGCCCCACCCCCGCGGGACGGUUCCCGCUCGCUCCCUGCUGCCCGAGCGGCGGCUCCCGGCGGCGGCGGCGGCUCCGGGCGGCAUGGGGCAGAAGCGGCUCGGGCCGGCGGGAGCCCGGCGGGGGGCAGGCAGCGGCGAGGCGCCCGCGUCCACCAGCCUGCCGCCGCUGGUGGCGGGUCCGGUGCGCUGCUGGCUGCGCUGCACCGUGCCCAGGGUGCUGUGGAGCGUGCCCCGGGCGCCCGCCGCCGUGCUGGUGCGGCUGCGCUGGUGGGGGGAGACCUCGGACGGGACCGUGUUCCAGCCUGCCGCCCGGCCGGGACAGGCGGCGGGGAGGACCCGCGCCCGCUACGCCGUGCGCUGCGGGGCCAGGCAGUUCGCCGCCUACCUGACAGGUAGAGCCGCUUGGGCGGGCAGGGGAGGGCUGGGGCUGCGCGGAGACCCCCCCGAGAACCGCCGGGUUCUGCCCUCGCUGAUUGACCGCACCGAGCUCCCUGCCCCGGGCAGGAGGGCACCGAGGGCAAGGGCUGGCACCCGCCCGCGGCGGCCGUGGGCAGCGCUGCGCUCCCCCUGCGCCGGCUGCUGCAGUCCGAGCGGCUCAGCCUCCGCACCGAGCUGCCUGUGCGGGGCCGAGAGGGGCAGCCCCGGGUCGGGCCGCUGCAGAGACCCAAAGGUUGCCCAGCUGCUGCUCCAGGCUCAGUACCCAGUGGUGGCUGUGGACAGCUACAUGCCCGUGGUGGAUGUCUUCACUGGCAGCAGGAGUGGCAGCCUGAAGGUGCUGCUGGCCAUGGGCUCAGCUCAGCAAAUCCUGGCCCUGCAGAGGCUCAAAGCUGAAGAAGGAAACGUCCCUGCAGUGCCACAGUGCCCAAACCACAGCCUGCAGCCUGCUCCCCUGGAGCCCAGCAUGUCAGAGGCAGCAGGGGAAGGAGUGAUGCUGGAGCACCUCUUUGAGAUCCACGUGGAGAGCAUGAAAGGCCUCAGUGCCCUGCAGAGCACAGUCUGGGGAGAGGCUGACUGCUAUGUCCAGUACCACUUCCCAGUCCAAGGACCUGUUCCUGGGCCACUGCAAGGAGCUGAAUGGCCUGAGGAUGGCGUCCAGCUGAAGCCAUUCUGCACUGCCACCACCCUCUGUGUCCCUGACCCCAUCUUCCACGCUGAGCAUCACCAUUCCUUCCUGCUUCCUGCUGCUGUUCCAGUCCAGAAGCUCCUGGUCACUGCCUUUAUGGCACCAGGAGGGGCUGGAGGAGGAAUCCAGUUUGAAGUUUGGUGCAGGUAUUACUACCCAGAGCUCAGGGAGCAGCUGGUGGCCAGAGGGAGCCUGCCCCUGUCCCGGCUCUGCGCCAUGGUCACCAAGCAGCACCGGGAGGACGUUGGGAUGCAAACCUUCAGCCUGCCACUGCUGCCCAGCACUGAGGCCUCAGAGGGCUUCCAUCUCAGGCCUUCAGGCUUGCUUGACGUGAGUGUGAGGUACCAAAGAUGCAGGAGAGGAGGAGCAGGAACAUCUCGAGGUCAAGCUGUGGUCCUCUGUGUGCAGAUCCACAGAGCUGCUGGGCUGCAGGCAGCAGCCAGCCCCUGAGGCAGCAAGAGAUUACCUCCUGGGGACAGUGGCAGUGCCAACCAGGGACCUGCUGAGGCGAAGCUCAGGUAUUUCAGGCUGGUUCCCCCUGGCCCUCCCUGAGGAUGUGAUGCCCUCCAGCCUGGUGCAGGCCAUCGUGGGAGGCCUGGAGGUCUCUGUCACCUUUGCUCACCCGGGGGACCGCGGCCGCGUCCUGGAGGCUGCCAGGCUGCUGGGCUGGAGCCAGGAAAGCCUCGAAGAGCCCAUGGGAGACAGUGAGGAGUGGGAGCAGAGUGCCCAGCCCGUGGUGCUCACCAUCUCGACCCCCAGGCUGUGGCUGCCAGUCCACUGUGUGCUGCUGGCAGGCCAGAAGAGCCUGGAUCCAGACUCCUGUUGCUACCUCAGGUACAAGCUCUACGACCAGGCAGCCACUUGGACAUCUCCUGAGAGGCCCAGGAGGAGUAAGGACACUGAGAAGGUGACAGUGAGCUUCAAGAAGCCCAAGAAGGUGACCCUGAGGAGGAGCCCAGGACUGCUUUGGUUCUUGAGAGAGGAGAAAUUGGAGAUCCAGGUGUGGUGGUCCUGGGGGAGAGGAGGAGGUGGGGAGAGGCCUCUGGGCACCGAUCGCCUGCUGGGCUCAGCCUACGUUGACCUCUCGACGCUGGCAGGGAGGUCCUGGACAGCACAGAGUGUCAGUGGUAAGCUCCUGGAGGACCUUGGCAUGGCCUUCAUCAGCCCCCAGGGCUUGGAGAAGGGUGGCUGGGGGCUGGGCAUCAUGGUAGAGAGAGGAGCACCAAGGAGGUCAUCUCCCAGCAGGGCUGCGGUCGGCUGGGGACAACCUUCUGGGCAGGAGGUGUUGGGGCAGGACCAGGAGUGGUGGUUUGGAGCUCAGGGAGACAGAGACUGGAGAGAGGGGAGAAGCUCUUCACCAGGGUGAUGGGGAGAGCCUGGCACAGAGAGGUGGCAGCUGCCCCCUGGCUGGCGCCACCCCAGGGCAGGUUGUUAGGGGCUGUGAGCUGCCUGCUCUGGCUGGGGCUGUCCCUGCUGGCUGCAGGGAGGUUGGACUGGGUGGGCUUGAGAGGUCUCCUCCCACCCAAACCAGUUUGCUUUGGGCAGGGUCUGUUGGGACAGGCCAAGGGGGGAUGGUUUGGAGCUCCAAGAGGGAGAUUCAGAGCAGAGAGAAGGGAGAAAUGUUUGACCACCAUGAGGGUGCUGAGAGCCUGCGCCAGGCUGCCCCUGGCUGGCACCAUCCCAGGGCAGGUUGU
This is a messenger RNA of Pogoniulus pusillus (Red-fronted tinkerbird), 3008 nucleotides long. Its product is annotated as C2 domain-containing protein 3-like. Lineage: Eukaryota; Metazoa; Chordata; Aves; Piciformes; Lybiidae. The transcript is spliced from 11 exons. The record is from RefSeq and is a predicted model, not a curated record. The coding region runs from base 1 to 1764 and encodes 587 amino acids. Gene Ontology annotation, cellular component: centriole; centriolar satellite. Gene Ontology annotation, biological process: cilium assembly; centriole elongation.